AUGACCGUCCCCACCCCCACCACCCCCACCACCCCCACCACCCCCACCACCGCCAUCUCCCCGCCCCCCGCCCAAGACUCCCUCGAGACCUACACCUUCCCCUCCGCCCGCCUCCAGCGCACCCUCUCGGACCCCACCAAGACGCCCCUCGUGCUCGUGGCCUGCGGCUCCUUCUCGCCCAUCACCCACAUGCACCUGCGCAUGUUCGAGAUGGCCGUCGACCACGUGAAGCAGAACAUGUCCGCCACGCACGAGGUCGUCGGCGGCUACCUCUCGCCCGUCUCGGACCGCUACAACAAGGCCGGCCUCGCCAGCGCCCUGCACCGCGUCCGCAUGUGCGAGCUCGCAUGCAACGAGGCCUCCACCUGGCUCAUGGUGGACCCCUGGGAGGCCAUCCAGCCCGACUACCAGCCCACCGCCGUAGUGCUCGACCACAUCGCCUACUCCAUCAACACCCUGCUCGGCGGCAUCUCGGGCGUCCCCGCAAAGAUCAUGCUCCUCGGCGGCUCGGACCUGCUGCAGACCAUGUCGCAGCCCGGCGUGUGGUCGCCCGCAGACCUCGCCCACAUCCUCGGCGACUACGGCCUCCUGGUUAUUGAGCGCAACGGCGCCGACAUUGGCGAGGCCCUGGCGCCGCUGCAGCAGCGCUGGCAGGGAAACAUAUGGAUCGUGCGCCAGCUGAUUGCGAAUGAUAUCUCGAGUACGAGGAUCAGGCAGCUGAUAAGGCAGGGGAUGAGUGUUAGGUAUUUGUUGCCCGGAGUGGUGGUGGAUUAUAUCAGGGAGCAUAGGCUCUAUGGAGAGCAUGAGGAGUUUAGGGAGACGAGGAGUAGUAGUAUGCCGCCGCUGUGUAGGGCGGACGGGAAGUGCGCUUGUGUGCCCGGGGCGGCGGCGGCGGGCGUGGGGUUGCGGGUCCCGGGGCCGGCGCAGAUGGUGAGGUGUGUUAGUGCGCAGCGGGAGAGGGUGCCGAGUAAGAUGAGGGAGGAGAUGAGCGCCGAUGGUGAGGCGGAUGAGGGCACGCAGACGGAGGAGGAGGAUACAAGAGGCCGUAGACCGUCGUCGUGA
Molecule: messenger RNA, 1062 nt
Organism: Morchella sextelata
Lineage: Eukaryota; Fungi; Ascomycota; Pezizomycetes; Pezizales; Morchellaceae
Exons: 2
Coding region: 1-1062 (353 amino acids)
Biological process (GO): NAD+ biosynthetic process
Molecular function (GO): nicotinate-nucleotide adenylyltransferase activity; nicotinamide-nucleotide adenylyltransferase activity
Source: RefSeq, a predicted model, not a curated record